UAUAUAAAUUUGGAAAAAUCAGUCCUUACACACUCCUGCUUCUACGUGUUAAGUUUUUGUAGCUCUGUGCAUUGUUUUGUUUUAAAACAAUAAAGCUCACUUCCGCUGUUUAGCGGUAAGAAGCAGUGAAUCUUUACUAGUGUAAAGGUUCUGGGCACAUUCAGGCCCAAAUAAACAGUCCACUUCGAUCGAUUGUGGAGAAGAGAAAGAAAACUCGACGCUAGGAUGAAACCGACCGUGCUUCAAACGACGCUUUUUGCAAUAUGUGUGUAUAUUAUGGUUGACAACUGCGAAUCGAUUUGCAGGGAUAUUGUUUCUUGUGGUUGGUAUGUUAGAAAAGGCUGGUGCAGACGCAAUCACUUCAUGUUCAGUUCUGUGUCUCAGUUGUGCAGAAAGAGCUGUGGCCUUUGUCGCGUAAAAGGAGUGUCUGUAUCUGAUUGUUCCGAUAGACUUCCACCUUACUGCCUAUCGUACAAAGCAUAUGGAUAUUGCUCCAGAAACAGGCAUUUCAUGAUGCGAAAUUGCAAGAAGACAUGCGGGUUUUGCUCGAGUAGAAAGACUGUCAAAGAAUGCAAGGAUAAUCGUAAAAGCUGCGCCUACUGGGCAAAUUCCGGCGAAUGUAAUCGAAACUCUAGGUUCAUGCACGUGCAAUGUCGCAAAAGUUGCGGCUUAUGUGGUACGAGUGAUUGCAGGGACAACGAUAGGCGCUGCUCACAAUGGGCUCAAAAUGGCGAAUGCACUCGAAAUCCUCGUUAUAUGCAUCAACAUUGCCGCAGAAGUUGCAAACUAUGUGAUACGAAGCCAAGACCAAAGCCAAGGCCGAAGCCGAAACCAACGACCAAACCGCAAAUCAAAACUACCCAAACGAAAACAACAGAGCAACCAACACCACCUAUUCCCUCUGGACAACCGCCGGUUGAACCGAAGUCGCCGCCACUCCCUACAGGAACACCAGUCAUGCCACCAAUCCCCACAGACGAAACAAUUCAACCUCCAUUUCCCACCAACGAACCAGCAACACCACCAAUGCCAUCUGAAGCACCUGAAACCCCUCCCCUUCCCACAAAACAACCACCAGUUGAACCCCCAAAGCCAAGUGAAAAACCAGAAACCCCUCCCAUCCCAUCAGAGAGGCCAAUUGUUGAACCCCUAAAGCCAACCGAUAAGCCAGCAACUCCUCCCGUUCCCACAAAACAACCACCAGUUGAACCCCCAAAGCCAACGGGAAAAACAGAAACUCCUCCAAUUGAUACCAAGGGGCCUCUUCCUGUAGUAAACACUCCUGCAACGUUGCCGCCGUUAUCUUCACUUGUCAAUGGCGAUGGAUGUGGUCUUGGUUCUGUACCACCAAUAGUGGGCGGGAACAUAGCUCGACGCGGGCAAUGGCCUUGGAUGGUUGCUGUUGUUGAAAAUAAAACCCUGAAUAAAAUCCACUGCGGCGCAAGUUUGCUGAGUGAUCGCUGGGUUUUAUGUGCAGCUCAUUGCUUUCUACGUUUGAAUGAAAAAGACCCACCGACAUAUCUUGCAAAGGUUGGCGAAUUUGAUCUAACUAAGGAUGAUGAUGAUACUGUUGUCAAAAUUGAAAAGAUAAUUGUACACGAGAAGUUUAGCACUUUGACCAAAGACUACGACAUUGCUCUGUUGAAACUUGCAAAACCUGUAAAAUUCUCUAGAAAUAUUAGGCCAGUCUGUGUCUUCUCAAGAACGGCCCUUACGGAUUGCACAGUUGCUGGUUGGGGAGACAACAAAAAUCCUGAGAAGAAAGUAGACGUCCUUCAAGAUGUAAAGCUCCCGCUCAUCGACAAGGCGGAAUGCGAGACCAUUUUCAAACCAUUUAAUAGAAAGUUAACGAGGCGAAUGACGUGCGCAGGCUGGAAGGAAGGUGGAAAGGACGCAUGCAGGGGUGACAGUGGUGGACCGCUAAUGUGCCAAGCAAAGGACGGGGGGCCUUGGCAUCAAGUAGGCGUCGUGAGUUGGGGAAUGGACUGUGCUAGGAGAAACAUGGUUGGUGUUUACACAGAUCUGCUCGAAUUUGAAGACUGGAUUGACAGCAAAAUUUCUCCCGCAACAUUUUUGCCUUAACUGCUGUAAAAGAAAAUUUUGUGACAAGUAUAAUUCUUGGUGUUUCGUAAAAUUAAUCUUGAUAGUAUCAAAUUGUCAAUUUUUCAUACUUUUUUAUAAUGUUAGGUUAUUGAGUUAUGAUUUUCCACAAAACAA
Messenger RNA from Rhopilema esculentum, 2217 nucleotides. RefSeq lists its product as uncharacterized. NCBI's taxonomy places the organism in Eukaryota, Metazoa, Cnidaria, Scyphozoa, Rhizostomeae, Rhizostomatidae. Gene Ontology annotation, biological process: proteolysis. The record is from RefSeq and is a predicted model, not a curated record. Gene Ontology annotation, molecular function: serine-type endopeptidase activity.